GGAUGAAGACUCCAUCGGCACCGUUGAAAUCAAAAUUAGAAAAAUCAGACCGUUGGGAGAAACCGCUCAUCUUCCUCAAGAAGCCUCCUUUAUAGAGGCCCCACUAUUUUAGUACUAAUCAUCGGAAGAAGAAGAAGAAGAAGAAGAAGAAGAGAGAAAAUACUAACGAAAAUGAUGGCGUCUCGAUCGAUUGUUCCUCAGCAAACCACUGGUGAUGUUGUUGUGAUAGUGGAAGAUGAUGAUGACAAGAAGGCUGCGAAAGGAAGAAACCGCCAGGUUCUUCGUGAUAUAGGCAAUGUUGUUCGACGAAAUCACCCAAAGAACAACGACCCGGCUAAGAUCAACCAUCCUCGUACACGCUCUCAACACGCCCCACUCGUUGAGCUUGUUAAACCUGUGGCGGUACCAAAGCCAAAGAAAAGAGCUGAGAAACCAAAGGACGUAGAGGUUAUAGAGAUAAGCUCAGACAGUGAUGAAGAACUUGGUUUAGUUGCUGUCCAGGAGAAGAAGAAAACAACAGUCUCUUACACAUCUGUUCUCACCGCUAGAAGCAAGGCUGCUUGUGGUGGUUUAAAGAAGAAAGAAGAGAUUGUUGAUAUCGACUCUGUUGAUGCUAAGAGUGACCUUGCAGCUGUUGAGUAUGUGGAAGAUAUCUACAGCUUCUACAAGUCUGUUGAGAGUGAAUGGCGUCCAACUGAUUACAUGAGGUCACAGCCUGAGAUUAACGAGAAGAUGAGACUGAUUCUCGUUGAAUGGCUGAUAGAUGUAUGCGUCAGAUUCGAGCUAAACCCUGAGACGUUUUACCUCACCGUUAACAUCAUGGAUCGGUUCUUGUCUGCUAAGCCUAUACCUAGAAAAGAGCUUCAGCUGGUUGGUCUCAGUGCGCUUCUCAUGUCAUCCAAAUACGAAGAGAUCUGGCCACCACAGGUGGAGGAUCUAGCUGACAUUGCAGACCACGCAUACAGUCACAAACAGAUUCUGGUGAUGGAGAAGACAAUACUGUCUACACUCGAGUGGUACUUGACAGUUCCGACGCAUUACGUCUUCCUCGCACGUUUCAUCAAAGCUUCCAUUGCAGACAAACAAAUGGAGAACAUGGUGCACUAUCUGGCUGAGUUAGGAGUAAUGCAUUACGACACGACCAUAAUGUUCAGCCCAUCACUGGUUGCUGCAGCUGCAAUCUACGCAGCGAGAUCAGCUCUUCACCAAGUUCCCAUUUGGACUAACACUCUCAAGCAUCACACCGGCUAUUCUGAGACUCAGCUCAUGGAUUGUGCGAAGCUAUUGGCGUUUCAGCAGUGGAAGCAACAAGAAGAAGGGAGUGAGAGUAAGAAGGGAGCUUUACGAAAGAAGUACUCCAAGGAAGAAAGGUUCGGUGUGGCAAUGAUCCCCCCGGCCAAAUCUUUGUUGACCGGAACCGACUCUGCUUAGGAGUUAUAAGACCACCCACCCCCAUGAAGAAGAAGAAGAAGAUGAAAUAAUCUACUACUAGAUAUGGCUUUUCAUUAGAUUUAAAGUUUUGUACAAGUCUAAUGAGUUACUUUGAAAACAUAUUCUCUAUUGAAUGAAUCCAAAUGCUUCUUCUUAUCAUCA
This is a messenger RNA of Brassica oleracea var. oleracea, 1593 nucleotides long. RefSeq names its product cyclin-B1-1. The transcript has 7 exons. Bases 172 to 1431 code for a protein of 419 amino acids. Gene Ontology annotation, cellular component: centrosome; nucleus; cytoplasm. The record is from RefSeq and is a predicted model, not a curated record. Gene Ontology annotation, molecular function: cyclin-dependent protein serine/threonine kinase regulator activity. Gene Ontology annotation, biological process: regulation of cyclin-dependent protein serine/threonine kinase activity; mitotic cell cycle phase transition. NCBI's taxonomy places the organism in Eukaryota, Viridiplantae, Streptophyta, Magnoliopsida, Brassicales, Brassicaceae.